AGAAUAAGUUGGAUCUCUUCUCUUCAGUGAAACCCUAAAUCAUAUCAAAAGCUAAAGGGAUGUGGAGAGUCCGGAAAAAGGGUUACUUUGGGAUUUGGACAUUCCUUUUAAUAAUAGCUGCGGUCUGUGCACAGAGUGCCAAUGACCCUAGCAAUAUGUCACUGGUUAAAGAGACGGUGGAUAGACUGCUGAAAGGCUAUGACAUUCGUCUGAGGCCAGAUUUUGGAGGUCCUCCUGUGGCUGUGGGCAUGAAUAUAGACAUAGCCAGCAUAGAUAUGGUAUCAGAAGUCAAUAUGGACUAUACCCUGACAAUGUACUUUCAGCAAGCUUGGCGAGAUAAGAGGCUGUCAUAUAAUGUAAUACCUUUAAAUCUCACGUUGGACAAUAGAGUAGCGGAUCAGCUCUGGGUGCCUGACACGUACUUCCUGAACGACAAGAAGUCAUUUGUGCAUGGGGUGACUGUCAAGAAUAGGAUGAUCCGUCUGCAUCCUGAUGGGACUGUCCUUUAUGGCCUCAGAAUUACAACCACAGCUGCUUGCAUGAUGGAUCUGCGCAGAUACCCUCUAGAUGAACAAAACUGCACCCUGGAGAUUGAAAGCUAUGGCUAUACGACUGAUGACAUUGAAUUUUACUGGCGUGGAGAUGAUAAUGCAGUAACAGGAGUGACAAAGAUAGAAUUACCACAGUUCUCUAUUGUUGAUUACAAACUGAUCACCAAGAAGGUUGUUUUCUCCACAGGCUCUUACCCCAGGCUGUCCCUCAGCUUCAAGCUUAAGAGAAACAUCGGAUACUUCAUCUUGCAGACCUACAUGCCCUCCAUUCUGAUUACAAUUCUCUCAUGGGUUUCCUUCUGGAUUAACUAUGAUGCCUCAGCAGCACGAGUAGCAUUAGGAAUUACCACUGUACUAACAAUGACAACCAUCAAUACUCAUCUUCGAGAAACUCUCCCCAAAAUUCCUUAUGUGAAAGCCAUUGACAUGUAUCUUAUGGGAUGUUUUGUCUUUGUGUUCAUGGCAUUGCUGGAGUAUGCACUGGUCAACUACAUCUUCUUUGGUAGGGGACCCCAGCGUCAAAAGAAAGCAGCUGAAAAAGCUGCCAGUGCCAACAAUGAGAAGCUGCGCAUGGAUGUCAACAAGAUGGACCCUCAUGAAAAUAUCUUACUGAGCACCCUCGAAAUAAAAAAUGAAAUGGCCACCUCUGAGGCAGUGAUGGGACUGGGAGACCCAAGAAGCACCAUGUUGGCUUAUGAUGCUUCAAGUAUCCAAUACCGGAAAGCUGGCUUGCCCAGACAUAGCUUUGGCCGCAAUGCCCUGGAGCGUCAUGUGGCACAGAAGAAGAGCCGACUACGGAGACGUGCCUCCCAGCUGAAAAUCACCAUCCCCGACUUGACUGAUGUAAAUGCCAUAGAUCGAUGGUCGCGUAUAUUCUUUCCUGUUGUUUUUUCCUUCUUCAAUAUUGUCUAUUGGCUUUAUUAUGUGAACUAAAAAGUAGCAUCUCAUGGGAACAAAAGACUGGAUUUCUCUUCAAACUGGUUGUACAGCCAAAAGUGGGACUUGGAAAAAAAAAUAUUUUCAGGAAAAAAAUGAUUUUAAAACACCUUAGUUGCUGGCCUAUUCUGUGGUUCAUUUCAUACUAUAUGGAUUGCUUCUGCUAAACACUUCCUUAUGCUACAAUCUAUGUAUUUUUCCCAGUUAAAAUAGAAGUGUAUUUGGUGCGUGAUGGCCAAAUUCAGUUCUGACAUGCCGUUUCCAUUUUAUAUGCUUAGGGCUCACUCAACCUACACAAGUGGGAAAAUAUUGGGAAAUAGUCUUAAUGAGGUGUAGUAGCAAUGCGAACCAUUUCCUUGUGUAAUGGGCAUGUCUAGCUGCUCCACAGUUUGAUUUCUAAAGGAAGGAAAUAUGUCAAAUUGAUAUUAAACUUAGAGAUCGUUCACAGUUCAUGGAGAAUACUUUCAACACAAGUUGAAAGUAGUACUGAAGAUCAUAAAGUGAUGUUAGAGUGGUGAUGAUGAAGAUAGUGAUGACAGGUCACUAUUUCCCAACACCUUGCAAAGGUCUUGGUUAGUUCACUGAUAAAGGAUCGGCAUUUGACAUGCAGUGCCACAUAAUAAGGAAGUCAGUCUGGAAAGUCAUGGAAACCAAGGUUGCCUUCUCUAGCCCCAUUAAAUGUUGGCAAAGUACUACAGUUAGAAAACCCAGUGCUAAGAAAAAGGAGACUGGUGGUGAUGGUUGCUGUUGUUUUAAGUGUGAUCUUUGAUGGGGGCGGGGCUGAAGAGGUUGGGCAUUUCGUAAGAAAACUAUUUCACGGGUGGCUGCAGAAAUUGUUUAUAACCUGCCUUUUAUGUAAAAGGAGGGGGUUAGUCUUCAGAGAAUAUCAGGAAAACUAGAGAAAACUUUUUAAAGAUAUAAGAAAACUUUUAAAAGUAUAUCAGCAGCCAAGCAUGUCUCAUCAGCUCUAUACACCACCAGGGUACAUAUGAACAAGGUACAGUGGCCAAUGGUGAACUGGGCAGGAUUUGUAUACAACUUCAUAAGCUUUGGGGCAUUGUAUCUACUGAUACUUUGGUGUGCAGCCUAUUCAGAGGACAGAAAAGAAUGGGCAAGAUUAUGGGAAUCAAUAGUACCUGAGAUGUUUGACAAAGAAUUUGUCUUGAGCCUUGCUUCUCAUAUCAUGGCGCGCAGUUGACGAAUGGUGGAUUUCCCCACCUCAGCCCAUGCUAACCACUUCUGUGGAAUUUCCCACAAUAUGUUUCCUGAAUUGAAUGGGGUGCUCCUAAAUGAAGGCGCCGUUCGUUGCUUUAGCAAGGUCAAGUGUCCUCUCAUGUCUUUGUUGCCUCUGAAAUCUGAUUGCUGCUUCUUUUGAAAAGUAGUAAUAUAGAAAAAUAGUUAAUAAGUGUUAGGCGAUUCAGUAAAUUGUUUUCCUCUUACAUGUAGUGAAGUUCACUUUCACAUUUUCCACAGAAGUGGUAAAAGAAUUAGAUGUAGUUUUUGAUUGUUUUUAAGAAAGAAUACUCUCUUUUUGCAUGUGGAAAUCUGUCCAUUGAAGGGAAAAUAGAGACUAGAAAGAAGAUAACAGCAGAAUUUCCUUGGCAGGCUCAGUUGUAAGGGUCUUCCUUUAGAAAGCAACCACAUUGCAUUGUACUAACUAUACCUCUAAAUGAAGCCAUUGUAUUUGAAACAUCAUUUGGAAAUGGAAGGGAUGAUAUUUGGGCCAUCUUGUAGAAAAUAGAUUGAUUUUACAGAGCUUUGUUCAGUGAAUGACUUCAGAAGUUUGGUUUUUCCUCUUUUUUUCCUAAAGGAGUGCUUCUUUUUUUUUAAUGAAGCAGCAUUUGUGUUUAAGAAUACAGACAGAAUUUGAUAUGAAAGGCUCUAUGGGCCAGGGUUCACCAGUAGGUUGCAUGAGCUAGCUCCUAUUUGUCCUUUUAUUCAUGGCUGAUUUCUAACAUUAGCUGGAAAUGGUGCUUUAUCACAUAGACAUCUUGUUCUGAAUUUGAGACAACAGAUUGUCUCUGUUAGCAGAAGGUGGCACACUAUUAUACCUGCCUUCUGCAUAUAUAGCUAGAGAUAGGCCAGAGUGUGAAACAUUUCUUUGGCAAUCCCAUUCUUUUAUUUGUUGAAGCUCACUCUGGUGAUAACUCUGUGGAAGAAAUAGUCCGGUUCUUAUGCUUGGGCUCAUAACAGAGAACAUACUCAAGAUAACCCCAAGAUUUCUUUUCCCCUAAAAUGAUUUCUUCUUAGUCAUCACCUAACUAGCCUUUCCUACUUCUGCUACCAAUUAAAUAUGUAAUGUAGAGAGUAUUUCAAUACCUCAGAUACAUAAAUGAAAGAAACAAAUAGGCUGAAUUCUGCCAGGAUGGUUCUAGGGAAAAGCCAGAGUCUGAAUCUGUAAGUAGGGCUGCUACCUGCCAUUACCAUAAAAGCCAUAAUAAUCCUCAAUAUUGCCAUGUUAUGGGUGCAAUAAAAUGCCUAAUGUGGAAGGAACUGAGGACAGAGACCUAGAACAAAGCAAAAAAAAGCAAGGUACUCUCUGCCAAAUGGACCUUUCUAUAGACAAAGUUAUUUCAAAGGAAAUGAAAUAGGCUAUUCCAUUUAUGCUCAUAGUUGUGUUGGGAUGAAGACAUUAGGAAAAGGAGUAAUGAGGAGACAUUAUAAUGGAAAAUAUAGAGUUGUCCAAGAGAGUGAAUCUUAUGUUGGCUUCCAGCUACCACUCUCUUGGAUCCCAUGAGAGCAAUGACUCCUCUUGUCCUCGGUUGUUUGAUUGAGAUUUUAUUCUCUGAUCUGGCUAGGAAGAAAGUGCCUGAGAGUGGUUUGAUGCUGCACUUGAAGAAAAGAAUCAGAAUGAGCCUGUAUAUUCUACUUUCUUAUGAGUAAGGUUGCAGACUUGUAAAAAUAAUCCGUGCAAAGGCAAUGCUGAUAUUAUAUGACUAUUAGUAAACAUAUUUCUUUUUGAGUAUAAAACAGCCAGACAGCCAGCAAUUAAGGUGUUUUUCAUCUUUAUGAAAUUCAUGGACAAAUUCUGACUCUAAAAUGGCAAAGUUUUAACAAAAUCUUGAAUCUCAAUCUGUAAAUAUCUCUUGUAUAUGACUGCUAGCAAAUAUGAAAUGCAUUUUCAGAAUUGAAAACCAGUGCAACAUAUUUCUGUGUUUGCAUAAGGAAUGUUACUUUUCUUUCUUCACUCUAUUAACUGGGAGAAAAAAAAACUCCAAUGUCAUUUAGGUGUUCUCUAUUCUCUUCUCAUUCUUCUAAAAAUCAAUCUAAAAUGAAAAGUAGGUGAAAGAUCUCUCUGAGAGAUUUUACUUUCUAGCUUAAAAGCUUAAGGAACACACCCACAUGUGCACACACACACACAUGCAAACACAUACACAUACAAACUGUCAGCUAAAAAAGCACAAUGCCUAGUGAAAGAGAAGGUGGGUUUGUAAUUGGGAAAUGAACCGAUUAAUUUUAGGCCAGAUCCACAUUUUAAUGAAAAAUCCAACAAUAUCCACUUUGAGUAAUUGAGUUUCCAGUCCUUAAAUUAACACAGAACUCAACAGAAAAGGAAACCAAACUUACAACAUAUCCACGUGUAUAUAUAUGUAUAUAUAGGUCGGUAUAAACAUACAUACAUAUAUAUGCAUUUAUAUGUUGGACAGCAAAAGGAAUAAGCUAAUAUGUUUUGUUUCUAUCACUUAAACCAGUAUAAGAAUAUUUUUUACUUUGGGGAAAAAUCAAUACAUUAUAAUAACUAACUAUACAGGGUAACUGGGCAUUUCUAUUUCAACCAAUCAAUGCAUACAAUUCUUACAAAACAUUGCACAAUUUGACACUAUAAUAGUACUGUGCCUCAACAUCUGAAAUUAGAUUAAAUUAAAUUCUACUGAUUUCCUACUUUCUCUCUCUCUCUCUCUCUCUCUCUCUCUCUCUCUCUCUCUCUCUCUUACUCCCUGCCUCCCUUCCUCCCUCCCUCCCUCUUUCCUCUCUGUCUUAAAAAAAAUUGCCCACUAGCAAUUAAAAAAAAUUUAACAAACAUAUCCUAGAGAAACCAAGGGAAAGUUAUGCUACCAAACCUUUCUAGGAAUACAAACUGAUGGGUUGGCCAGGGUAAACUAUUCUUAACAAUAGUGAGCAUAACCAUUUUGCUAUAUGUAUAUAGAACAUGUAAUGUGUGCAAUUCUAAGUCCAGCUGAACAUCUGUAAAUAUCAUCAGAUUUCUUAAACAUUUUUAACUUCUAAUUUGUACUUUAUGGUAAGGCAAAAAUGCUAUGAUCUAGGUGAACUGUGUCCUAAAGCCCUGUAAAUAAGUAAGCUGUAAAUGAGCAGUCAGUAGAUUCAGUAAUUGUUUAGUUGUUUUUUUUUUCAUUUUAUUAAGUACUAUAGUUGCAGUACCCAAACAGAGUAAUUUAAACACCCUUUUUCACAGACAGUUCAGGAUUACAGAUAACAGAAUCUCAACUUAUUUUUGAUUUUUUUUUAAAGUCAGUGGGAAUUGUUAUAGUGUUAGAAGUAAUGCAACAAUAGAAUGAGUACAGCUGUGACAGGAAGCAGGAAGCAGUAAGCAGUACAAGUCAAAGUUAGCAAAAGAUUUUUUUUUUCCCAGCAGAGGUCAAAGAAGAGAUAAGGUUGUAGCUAAGCACUAAGUUUUGAGAGGAAGUGAAAGUCAUAUUGAUCUCACUGCAGAGAAGAUUGCUUGUUCCAGAAAUCUAUGAUAAAAGUUCUGGUAGAUUUUUUUUAAAAGACUGUCCUUCUAUAGAUCCUCAAAACCAAAGACUCCAGAAUUGUGGGAAAUAAAGGGAAAGCUAACCAGUCACUGCUUAACACCAAAGGCAAAGCUUUUUAAAAUGCACUAGGAACUUUGUUUAAAAUGAUAAAGAAUCAAUGGCAUAGUCAUUCAGAAAUUGUCCUUUUCUACUCUGUCGAAAAACAAAAUGUUGAAAAAAAAAAGAGAACAGCAACAUUCUGAAAUAUCAGCUACAUGGAGAUGUAAAUAGACCAUGUCUUCAGAUAUAUGAAACAUUAUGAUAACAAGCAUCUUUUUUUUCUGAAGUGCUUUAGGGAAUGAGGGGGGGAAAUGAACUGAUGGAAAACAUCAUCUUGUUUUCACUUUUUAGUCAUUCUCCUUGUCACAUUUUCCUUCUCGGAUUUGCUCCCAGUCUCUGUGUCACCAGUGUUUGGAGCACAAUCGACCUCCCCCUUAUGACCUACCCCGUAUGUCUGUAUCUCUCCAGAUGCCUCUAUUUCUGCUUAGUCAGUUCUGUAUUUUGAGUUUACAUUUGAGUUUACCUUCCACACAUUGAGAUGAACUCUAACAAAAUUGCCUAUGAUUUAAAUUUCUUAAUGCUUCUUUUUCUUUGCAUGGGUGUUUAAAUGGUUCUGUUAUUAAUGUCUCUGCACAAUUCUGAUGUCUUUUUUUUAACUUAGUACUCUGCUUCACAAUGUAGUCAUGAUCAGCCUUACUAAUUACCUUGUAGCCUUUCUUAUAUGCACAUAAUGCACAUUUUUCAACAGCUAGAAAAUGCAAAAUACUAGCAGAUAUCAUUGCAUCAGAUUUUCAUGUUUUUCUCAAAAGAACUGCUAACCUCUGGGAUAAGUGAGGUUGUAAAAGAAAAAGAUUGUUGUAAAUGAGUAGAACAUAAAAGAUAUUUUCUUGAAUUUAAACUUAUCGCAGCCAGUCUUAGCAUGUAAAUAUAUAAUAAUGUUGGCUAGUGUAAUUCUUGAACUAAAAAUACAAAUA
This is a messenger RNA of Trichosurus vulpecula (common brushtail), 7212 nucleotides long. It is a transcript of the gene GABRB2, whose product is annotated as gamma-aminobutyric acid type A receptor subunit beta2. NCBI's taxonomy places the organism in Eukaryota, Metazoa, Chordata, Mammalia, Diprotodontia, Phalangeridae. Gene Ontology annotation, molecular function: neurotransmitter receptor activity; extracellular ligand-gated monoatomic ion channel activity; GABA-A receptor activity. Gene Ontology annotation, cellular component: GABA-A receptor complex; membrane; synapse. Gene Ontology annotation, biological process: nervous system process; monoatomic ion transmembrane transport; signal transduction. The record is from RefSeq and is a predicted model, not a curated record. The transcript is spliced from 9 exons. The coding region runs from base 60 to 1484 and encodes 474 amino acids.